Molecule: messenger RNA, 2650 nt
Organism: Biomphalaria glabrata
Lineage: Eukaryota; Metazoa; Mollusca; Gastropoda; Planorbidae
Product: putative amine oxidase [copper-containing]
Exons: 16
Coding region: 111-2591 (826 amino acids)
Biological process (GO): amine metabolic process
Cellular component (GO): plasma membrane
Molecular function (GO): primary methylamine oxidase activity; copper ion binding; quinone binding
Source: RefSeq, a predicted model, not a curated record
CUUUAAGUUCUUUCAAGCAAGUAGUGGGUUAGAGGUGGGCAUUUACGGGCCGCUGCUUCUUCGGUCUGCUUCGGACAAAGGAUUUAGCAGAUUGUUCUCAGUGUCCGAAAAUGUGGUCUGGGGAAAAGGCGAAUUCCAUUGCGACAAAAUGGUUCUGGGGGAUUGUGGCUAUGUUCUUUGUGGUUCUGUCUGUCGGACUGGCUUUAGCCCUGAUUGUCGUCACCAGGCAACGAGACGGUCUGCUGAAUGCGUCAUCGUCGUCCGCUAAAGUGUCCGUGAUCACGGAUGACGUUGCGCCCACGCUUUGCGGCUCUGUUAAUGCCAAUAACAAUGUGAUCAAUCUGACAGAGCCGGACAUUCCAGGUCCGUUUCACGACUUGACCGUGGAGGAAAUUAAAAAGCUCAGGAAAUUUCUAGAACAACGCCCAGAAACUAGAGCAGCCAGGCCAGGAACUGUAACUCUGUCCUCAAGCUUCAUUUUUGCUAUGGAUUUAAUGUUACCAAAGAAAUCAGAAGUCUUGGCUCGUCUGAAAAAAACUGGAGAUACAGAGUUACCUCGUUAUGCGAGAGUCAUAAUGAUACGGGGAGACAGGAUCCCACCAGUGGUGGAAGAGUUAAAGUGUGGACCUUUGCACAAUGUAGAAUCAUGUCGCCUACUGACAGUCAACGAUACAAGUGCUAGGAAUCCAGUUGAUUUCUCUCUCAGGCCACUCCUGUCAUUAGAGUUUGAUAGCAAUGGAGCUUUCAAAUAUUUACUUGACAAAAUCGACAAAGAGCUUGGAACCAUUUUAAUGGAAAAUUUAAAUGCAACAUUCCGAGGAUGUGAACUUCCUGAAGAUUGUUUGACUUUUGGUAUUUCACCGGUCAGUUCGCAGCUAGUCAACAGCACAUCAGAAAGACAGUUGUGGAUAGUUCCUCGCUAUAAACUCCAGUAUCCGUCGCUGCAUCCUACUGGGAUGGCGAUCCUGUGCCAUAUGAAAGAAGCUGACCCAAUGAAAUGGACUUUCAGCAAGGUCUGGUACGCUAACAAGAUCUUUAACUCAGCCACAGACUUGAACAGCGCUUACAGCACUGGAACCAUCGCUAAGGUCACAAUGACCAAACCCGUAAAAACAGAAAAUGUGUUUUCGACUGAACAUCGACGUGGGAAUCCUAUGCCCGAGAAACCGCAGCAGCCGCCAACUCAAGUUGAACCUGAUGGGAAAAGAUACUCGCUGAACAACAGGAGGGUGACCUAUUUGAACUGGGCAUUCAAUGUUCGCAUGUCAACAGUGAGUGGACCUGCAGUCUAUGACGUCCGUUUCAAGGGGGAGAGAAUAGCUUAUGAAAUAGCGUUGAAUGAGAUGGCCUCUUUUUAUUCUGGUUUCGCCCCUUGGAUGCAAGUCACUAACUAUGUAGUCAGUGGACUUAUGGUCGACCAACAGGUGCGGUCACUUGUUCCAGGAGCUGACUGUCCAGAGACAGCUACUCUAAUAAGCCAGCCUAUAUUGAACAUGCUUGGAGACUCAACCUCUGUAAACUACACCACGUUCUGUCUGUUUGAACACAAUAACGGCAUACCUCUCAGAAGACAUUUGUCCUACACAGUGGCCGAUGGUGGAUUCUAUGGUGGAAUGCUGGAUUCGGCCCUGGUCCUCAGAUCAGCUCUAACCAUUUCAAACGACGACUACAUUAUAGAUUUUAUUUUCCAUCAAAAUGGAGCAUUGGAAACUAAAGUUCUCACAACGGGUUACAUCCUAGGAAACGUUUACAGCGAAGCUGAGGGCCGUUACGGCUUCCGCAUAGGAGAAAACCUCCUGGGCAAUCUCCAUCAUCAGAUGUUUCACUUUAAGGUGGACCUUGACGUCGCUGGGACUCAGAAUAUGUACAAGACACUAGACAUCCAGAGAGAAGUUGUGGCGAGAUCAGACGACGCAAGUAAAGAUUGGGUGCAAAAUAAAAUAGUAUCUCAACUAAAGACAUCCGAGCUGGACGCUGUCCACUUGUAUAGCUUUGACCAGCCCAAAUAUCACAUUGUCUUCAAUAACUUCAGCCAGAACGCUUACAGUGAGAACAGGGGAUACAGAGUUCAAAUCGAUGGUAUGACCAAAAGUUUACUACCUGAGAAUGUCGGGAAUGAGAGAACCAUCCCGUGGUCAAGACACCAGAUGGUCGUCACCAAACACAAAGAUUCGGAGGUUCGAAGCAGUUCCAGCUACGCAGUGUACGACAGCGCUGCUCCAGUUGUGAACUUCUCAGACUUUUACCAAGACAAUGACUCGAUUGUGAACGAGGAUCUAGUUUUGUGGAUUACCUGUGGAACGUAUCACAUUCCACGUACUGAAGAUUUGCCCCUAAAGAGCAGCGUCGGGCCAAAGGUUGGGUUCACUUUACUGCCUUUCAAUUAUCACAACGAGUGCCCCUCUACGUCGUCACGUGAUGCAGUCUACAUCCAACACAGAAACCCAUUGGACCAUAGACAAGGAGUGGACAUUACACGAAACGGCAAUCGCAACGACCAAUGUCUUACACCAGAGUCUACGCUAGAGAAAGAUCUUCUCUCCAAUCCAGACCUAGUUCUUGAGACCAACCACCAAAAUCAUAAUUAUUAAUAUAUUCAAAUGUUAUUGCAAGUUUUCUAAUUCCAUUAAAAUUUAAAUAAUACUUGUUA